AUGCCGAGGCAGCAGUACCAGUCGGGCGCGAUGGACUAUUCCCCUCCGGCCGCGCCAGAACCGAACACGUGGAUGGCAGCGCUCAACGCGCAGUCCCAAAAUACGCAGUUGACCCAGACCGUGGGCGACUUGCGCGUGGAGUUGACAACCGUCAACUUGCAGUACCGCCAGCUCCAAUCUGACUUCGAUGCGCUGGAGCGCGACUACAACUCCCUCCGCGACGAGCGCGCUGACUUGCUCAACGAAGUCCAGCGCCUCCAGCGACAGCUCGCUGAUGCGAAAGCUCAGCGUGCCGGAUCAGAGCAAGGGGACGACGACCACCCUGCUGUUGUGGCAUGGGUUGACCUGUAUGCAUGA
Trametes versicolor FP-101664 SS1 is the source of this 357-nucleotide messenger RNA. RefSeq lists its product as uncharacterized. The record is from RefSeq and is a predicted model, not a curated record. The transcript is spliced from 2 exons. Lineage: Eukaryota; Fungi; Basidiomycota; Agaricomycetes; Polyporales; Polyporaceae. Bases 1 to 357 code for a protein of 118 amino acids.